This is a messenger RNA of Cercocebus atys (sooty mangabey), 8802 nucleotides long. It is a transcript of the gene GULP1, whose product is annotated as GULP, engulfment adaptor PTB domain containing 1. The transcript is spliced from 13 exons. The coding region runs from base 5756 to 6895 and encodes 379 amino acids. The record is from RefSeq and is a predicted model, not a curated record. NCBI's taxonomy places the organism in Eukaryota, Metazoa, Chordata, Mammalia, Primates, Cercopithecidae.
CAGAAAGAUAAAUACUGCAUGUUUUCACUUAUACUUGGAAGUUCAAAAAGUUGUUUUUAUAGAAGUAGAGAGUAGAUUAAUGGUUACUAGGGACUGGAAAGGGUAGAUGGGAUGGGAUAGAGAGUGGUUGGUUCAUGAAUAUAAAAUUAACAGAUAGAAGGAAAAAGUUCUGUUGUGUGUGUUUUUUGUUUGUUUGUUUGUUUGUUUUAGCACUAGGGUGAAUAAAACUAACAACAAUUUAUUGUGUAUUUUCAAAUAGGUAGAAGAGAGGAUAUUGAACAUUGGCAACACUAAGAGUUGAUAAACGUUUGAGGUGAUGGAUAUGCUAAUUACCCUGAUUUGAUCAUUACACAUAGUAUAUAUGUAUUGAAAUAGCACACUGCACCCCAUAAAUAUGUACAAUUAUUGUGCAUCAAUUAAAAACUCUGAUAAGUAUAAAGGACUAAUUUUUCAGGAGACAUACUUAACGAGGUUGGAAUAAGAUUUACACAGUAUAAAAUUUAAGAAUGCCUAAUUCUUGCACAGUAUUUAUUAUGAAGAAAAUUAAAUAAAAAUAAGCUUGCUUCACAUACAAUUCAGUUGAAAACACAUACAUUCAGUUGUAAUAGUCAUUACAUUAUUUACAUUACAUAGUCAUUUAAUUAACGUUAUUAACAUUGGACAUCCAUUUCUAAUGAGUAAAUAUUAAGUAAUUGACACAUUAAAAAAUAAGUAAUCAGUCCAGCAUCUUAAAUAUGUAGUUGAAAUGGACUCAACUGUAUUCUUUUGGUUUACAGAUUCUUUUCAUUUUGGGAAAAGAACCAAAACUUUCUUUUGAUUUUCAAAAAAUGCUAACAUAAUUAUAAUAAGGCAGUUAUAAUGAAGUAUUGGAGGUCUUAUCAAUUAUAUUUUUUUCACAGAUAAAUUUAGUAUUUUCAGUUGGAUUUGGAUAAUAAACAUAAAACAUCUUUAGAUAUAUGUUUCAAAGUAUCUGUAAGCUGAUAUGCCUCCAUUCUGUUCUCAUUUCAUGAUUUUUUUUAACAUUAAUUUACUCUUUCAAAAGGUAUUUAUUGAGUUAUAUGCCACGCAUUGUACCAACUUUUGGAGAUGCAGUGAUGAGCAAAGACGAUGCAGUCACAGAUAAUUAUUUAGGCUCUAGAGUGAUAUAUGUUAUAAGGAAUAAAUAAACGGGACUGUGAUUGUAUUUUACAGUUCUUAAAAUGACAGUAAAAUAACUGACUUAAGCUACUACCAACAAACACAAAUAUCUAUCUAACUUAAACCAAACUUUUGGAAAGCUUUUCUCUGCUAGCAUGGUAUUGAAUGUAUUUCCUGUUAUAUGCUUCAUGCUUCUACAACAUACAAAAUGAAAAUGUUUCAUUAGAUUGUGGUCAAGUUAGUCUCAUGGGAAAAUUUGCCUCAGUUUAUUGUUUUGAAUGUAAGGUGCCUUUAUAGUUAGUUAUAAAUAUAAGAGCAAGAUGAACUGUAUUAAAAAUUAUGUUGAUGUACUAUUAGCUUUUCUGAGGAGAAGGGAGAUUAUAGGCCCCAAAUAACUUAUUGCUCGUUUUUCCUUAUCAUGGUUUUGGAAGGAAAAGACUUUGCUUUUUCAUGUGACAUUAGUAAUAUUGUAGGACUUAGAAAACUGAACUCAAGAUGAGAUGCUGCUUAUGCACUGGUUAACUUUAGGAAUUGUUCGAAAAGACAUAUUAGAGCUAUUCCACAGCGAGGAAAGAAUCAGUGAGUAAAUAAACCGGGAAAGAGACUGGUGACUAGCUAAAUGUAGAGGUUUUCAGUGUUUGUCUUGUGAUUGUUCUGUAUUUAUCAAGCCUUAUUGAUUUUUUGCAAUGUGAGGUGAACUCCUCCAUGCUGCAGAAUUUUGUUUUCCCAUUGGCAGGAUGCUCUGCUGCCUCUUGAUCUCCAGUUCUCUUUGAUUGACAUCCUGUAGUUAGUUUCUUGCUGGUUUACUUUGAUGAUUCUACCUACUUCAUUCUUAGAUUCUCUGGUUAUGAUCUUAUAAACAGUGCCACUCAUGACUAAAACGAAUGUAUUCUGGACAAAAUAGGCUCUAUUUUCUUUCUGAACUGCUAAUAAUUUUCAAGCAUAAAAAAUUUCAAUCAUAACCCCGAAAGUCUAUAGCUACCUACUGUAGCUUUCAAAGAAUCUCUAUUAUACACCAUAGGCAACUCAGUGUUUUCUUCUAACACUAAAUUUCAAGCAAUUGAAAUUUCCUCCACUAGCUGAAAACUAAUACAAGUAUUUCAAGUUUUUCAUCACUUUUUCUGGCAUCAAAUCUUGGAUGCAUCAAAUCAUAGAAAGCCCUUUGGCAGUAAGAGCUGCUUCCACCUGUGAAAUCUUUAUUCUGAUUUCUUAAGAGGAAGAUUGAUUUAAUUAUCAAUGUUGACUAAGUAAAUGGUGAAGCUUUUGUUUUUGGUUUGGUCAUGGUGUGCACAAUGUCUGAUCCUGUACCCUUGAAAGUGCUCUUGUUUGUCAAGACAGCACUGGAGAAGGAGAUUAAGUGGAAACCAUUUGGCUGCUGUUUUUGGAAAGAUAGCAAGGCAUGACAUGCUUAUGUGAAUACAGAGCAAUAGAACACAAACUGCCUUUUAGAAAUUUUAUUGUGAAGUUUAUAUUUCAUUUUAUUAUCUGAUUUUAAGAAUUGAAAAGUAAAUAGCCCAACUAACAGUCUUGAUUUUAAUAUAUAAUAAAUAGUUUAGUUACCAUACAAUUGAAGGGUGGUGUUCAACAUAAUCAUGAAAUAUAUUUUCUCUUUUAUGGUGGCAUGAACGUGAAAACUUAAUUAUUUUCCCCAAUAAAUUAGCAAUUUAAAGCUCUUUGCCUUUCUAAAAUGUCACUGCAUUGCAAAAUAUUGCACAGAUGACAGAGAUAGCUUGACCAUGACAUAUUAAAUGCUAAACGUUAGGUGCAGCAUGUAAAAUACAUUCUGCUUUGUAAAAUUAUUUGUUAGAGAGUUGCUGUCAUUAUUUAUGUCAAUCAUUCAUUCAUCUCUUCCGUCCCAGGCUUCUUUUUAUCUAGUCAUUUUCAAGAAACGCUGAUACCUGCUUCUGAUCUCUAAUUAUUUAAAUUAGAAUCUCUGAGCCUGAAAAGGUGCUGGGCCAAGGUCUAAGAAAAGAAGUCCUAAGGCAGGAAUGACUGUGGCUUGUUUGAGGCACAGCAGGAAGAUUUGUAGAAGAUUUUUGUGAAUGGAGUGGGUGAGGCAGGGGGGCUGGAGAGAAGAGAGAGGGAGAGACAGAGAGAGAUAGAAACAAGGGUCAGCUUAUGUGAGAUCUAUAGGUCUGUAAGUGUUGUCGGAAACUAUGAAAUGAUUUUUAUGCCUGGAAAUGAUGUGAUAUUAUUUGCAUAAAAAGAUCAUUGUGACUUUAACAUCAUUACAGAAAAAAUAUGGAGGACAUCCCUGGAAAUUGCACAUUUGAUGUUUGUUGUGAUUUGUCAGGUGUUCACACCUAAACCAAAUUGAGGUAAUUCUGUUUGGCAGAUUAAUUGUAUGAGAAGAAAAAUGUGUUGGGGAAAAGUUGAAACUUAUCUAUUCAUCUUUUAAUGACCUGGUUUAGAAAGCAACUUAAUGCUUACCAUGCCUUUAAUAUAUAUGGUGAUAAUUAUCCUGUUCUAAUGGAGAGAAAGCACAUUUCUUUUGAUAAAUAUAUGUCAUUUAUAUCAAUACAUUUUUUCUUAAUUCAAAGGGAUUUUGAACAAAAUCUAGUUUCCAUCAUGAUUGCCUGCUUUUCCAAAUUUAAUUCUAUUUCCUUAUUGACAAAAUGUUUUUUGUAAGUACUGAGAUUUAUUGUUGCUCAGUUUUAAAAAGUAAAAAAUUAUUUCAUGACAUCUUUAUAAACUUGAUUUAAUGUGCUAAUGACUACUUGCAUGUCAUAUACUUCUGCAUUUCAGUCAAGAUUUUCAUUGUAGCAAUUGACCCAUUUUCUGGAAAUAAAAUUGUUAAUAGUAAAACUAUGUCUAGCUCAUCAUUUUUCUGAGCACAUUACAAACAAAACUCUGGAAAUAUUCCGUGUGAAAAUGUUUCCUUGUGAGACAAAAUAAGAAAUUAUUUGGAUCUUCAAAAUAAACAUUAAUGUAUUAAAAAUAUGAGAAAUACCAUUGUAACAUUUUUUAAAUAUGUUUAGUCUUUUUGAGUGUGUGUGUAAAACACCUCAAACGUUUCAUAGAACUAGUGUUUCUCAGAACUCAUUUUUGGAAAUGUUUUUCUACAUAUAUAACUGACUUUUAUUUCUGCAGGUGAUAUUAUUGAUGAUGCCUUACUCACCUGCACAUGUUUAUAAACAAAACAAAACAGUGGAAAACUUAUGAUUCUUUUUGACACUGAACAGAUGUGAAAUUUAUUCCCUUAUUAGUGCCUGCAGGACGUACAGGUAAACCUGUUAAAGGUCUGUUGCUUGUUUUUCUAAAGUCUUAAAUUUAAAUUUACAGGUAACCCCAGGCUUUUUCACAAAGGAAUAACUAGAGUCCUCUUAGCCAUAUGCCAAGAUAUUACAUGUUUGUGUUUCUUUAACAAGCCUCUGGACAUUAUGGGUAUAGAUUCUUUCCAUUUUUUCACCUAUUAUCUGACUUAGAAGGCUGAUGGAUCAUACUGGCCAAGAGAGUAAAACAUUAUUUGAUACUUUGAAUGCACACAAUAUCUUUUCCCACCAAUUGUGUAACAACUGAAACACUUGAAGAUCUACCACAUCUUACUUCCAACCAGUGAAGGAGAACAGAAUAUGGAAAAGGAAAAAGAUGCUUAAUAGGAGGUAUGCUCUAAUAUUUUAAAAAAGAAAAAAUAUGAAUCGUAAAGAAAGGUAGAUGAAGUAGAUAAGUGACUGGAAAGACGUCCUGUAGUUAAUUUCCUAGGAGUUUUGGAAAUAUUAAAGUUUGAAAAAUUACUACUUUCUCAAUCUUUAUUAUCUUUUAAAUUAACAUCAUUGCCUGCUUUUUCUUCUAGAAAACACUGUGUUUUUCAAGUGUAUCUGUAAGAAUUUAAAGUCAUAACAUCUAACUGCCUUUGGUAACUUCGAGGGUUCAUUUUUACACCUUUGAAUAAUUACAGUAUGUCUCUGUGUGUAAUGUUUUUAGUCUAUAGAUGGUUACUUGGUGUGUGUAUUUGUAGAUGUUAUGCAAUAAUUCUUGUAGCCGUUAGAGUCCAAUGGAUUGGAACUAUCAAAAGCAAUGGCUGUGCAUCAAGGAAUAAUUGACUAGAGUUUAGUUUAGGUGUUUGCAGGAACCUAAUUAUGGAGGAGUGUAAAAUUUAUCUUGAAAAUUCCAAAGAAGCAUUGAAGGAUGGUAGAUAGGUAGAUGGCAGAAUCAAGAUUUGCAGUUAUGAGCUAUCAAUGCCAGAGAACAGAGCAAGGACUGGGGAAAACAGUGUAGGAAUGAAUGAAGAGUUAGUCCAAUUUUCAAGGCAAAGGGUUAUUAGUCUCUGACACUAAUGGAACGAAGAAGAAGAUAUAUAUUAUAAUGCUCUUUUGAAAGCAAAAUAUUAAGUCGGAGCAAUAGUAAUUGUGGUUUUUGCUAUUGUAGGUAAGAUUUGAUGACAGGAUGUAGAGAGUUGAGUGAAAGGGAGAAAUACUGUACAACUUGAAGAACUGACAUUUGCAAGUUAUUUAUGAUUCCAUUUGAUAUACAUAGGAGAGAAAGUGAUAGAAGAAUUCUGAUGGCAACUGUAUGAUAGAAGCUAUAUAAAGUCAAGUGUCCAUUUUCUUUCAACUAUAUUUGAGCAUACCCAGGAUAUAAGGCGUGGAACUGAACAUUUAUUUGGCUGAUCCUCAUCAUGAACCGUGCUUUUAGCAGGAAGAAAGACAAAACAUGGAUGCAUACACCUGAAGCUUUAUCUAAACAUUUCAUUCCCUAUAAUGCAAAGUUUCUUGGCAGUACAGAAGUGGAACAGCCAAAAGGAACAGAAGUUGUGAGAGAUGCUGUAAGGAAAUUAAAGUUUGCAAGACAUAUCAAGAAAUCUGAAGGCCAGAAAAUUCCUAAAGUGGAGUUGCAAAUAUCAAUUUAUGGAGUAAAAAUUCUAGAACCCAAAACAAAGGAAGUUCAACACAAUUGCCAGCUUCAUAGAAUAUCUUUUUGUGCAGAUGAUAAAACUGACAAGAGGAUAUUCACUUUCAUAUGCAAAGAUUCUGAGUCAAAUAAACAUUUGUGCUAUGUAUUUGACAGCGAAAAGUGUGCUGAAGAGAUCACUUUAACAAUUGGCCAAGCAUUUGACCUGGCAUACAGGAAAUUUCUAGAAUCAGGAGGAAAAGAUGUUGAAACAAGAAAACAGAUCGCAGGGUUACAAAAAAGAAUCCAAGACUUAGAAACAGAAAAUAUGGAACUUAAAAAUAAAGUACAAGAUUUGGAAAACCAACUAAGAAUAACUCAAGUAUCAACAUCUCCACUGCUGCACGAUAUGUCUGAUCAUGAGCAACACGGGUUUCAGAGAUGCUCAUCCUCUUUCUGGCGUAGUAGUGGUGAUUCAUCUCCCUGUCUCAAUAUUUCUUCCAUGUCUGUCACUCCUGUCAACUCACCUGAUUCCAGACUAUCACUGGGACUAUUAAUACCACCACCUUCUAAAUGUGGCUUUCCCAAGCCAGUCAGUGAGAGCAGCAUCCCAAGACCGCAUGCAGGCAGUAUGACACCUCAGUCGCCCUCCACUGACAUCUUUGAUAUGAUUCCAUUUUCUCCAAUAUCACACCAGUCUUCAAUGCCUACUCGCAAUGGCACACAGCCACCUCCAGUACCUAGUAGAUCUACUGAGAUUAAACGGGACCUGUUUGGAGCAGAACCUUUUGACCCAUUUAACUGUGGAGCAGCAGAUUUCCCUCCAGAUAUUCAAUCAAAAUUAGAUGAGAUGCAGGAGGGGUUCAAAAUGGGACUAACUCUUGAAGGCACAGUAUUUUGUCUCGACCCAUUAGACAGUAGGUGCUGACAUCAAGAACAAGAAAUCCUGAUUCAUGUUAAAUGUGUUUCUAUACACAUGUCAUUUAUUAUUACUUUAAGAUAGGUAUUAUUCAUGUGCCAAUAUGUUUUUGAAUAUUUUAAUAUUUUGAAAAUUUUUUCAGUUAAAUUUCCUCACCUUCACUAUUGAUCUAUAAUUUUUAUUUUAAAAACAACUUACUAUAAAGUAGAUCAUACUUUUAUGUUCCUUUCUAUUUCUACUGUAUAUGAAUUUGUAAUUGAAAGACAUAUUAUACAAAUACCUGCCUUGUGUCUGAGUUCUAUUUAGUUAGCAUCUUGAAACUUGUAUUCAUUUUCCAGAUUGCUGGUUUAUUAAUGAUUUCCCAAAAGCCAUACCUUAAAGAUAACUUUUAAAUUCUGAAGAGAUAUGCCAAUGCCAAACUAAACAUGGUCUGUUUUCAAACCAACAAACAUGUUACUAUUCAUUAGACAGAUGUCAUUUUAUGUAUAAAUACUGUUCACAUCACUGGGAAAAUGUAAACUUUAAACAUAAUGCCACAAGGUCAGUAAUUUCUAGCAGGUAAAAUUAUAAGGAUAUAAAUUCCAAUAAUAAACCAAAUGUAUUUAGAGUAUUUAUUAGUAAAUGCAAGGUGAUGUUAGUUAUGAUCAGUUAUACUCUAAAUAUUUAAUUUGUUUUACAAAGAUAAUGAAAAAAUGAAAAUUUGCUAUUUAUUAAAAAAACUUUAAAUUUCAUUCCAAAUGAGAUAAGUUAUAUUACUAUAACAUCUAAGCAUCAUCUGAUUUGAUAUUUCCUAAAAAACAUUUGGAAUAUAUGCUAUCUAUAGAUUCAGUGUCUAUUAUCCAUAUUUACUUUACCAAAUAUAUUUCUUCUCACUACAUAAGGACUACUCUUCUCAUAUUUUCUUCUUUGAUGAAGAUAUUUUUCACCAAAGUUUAUUUUGUGAUGCCCCAUUGGUUUUGAUACUUUAAAAUCUGUGACACCCAUUCUAUAUGAAUUAUCAAUAUUAUUUGGUAAAUUCAAUUUGUAUUUGUUUUGUUAAAGUCAAAAAUCUCAUUUUAAAAAAACCCUCGUUACUGCUCAGUUUAGUCUUGAACAUGAGCAAUAAAAUUCUCCUGCAUUUCAUUCUUGAUGUGCUGAUGAACUUAGACUUUUAAAAAUAUUUGUUUUCUAUACCUUUACCCAUUACAUAACAGACUAAUUUGUACUCAGUAAAGCAAAAAUUUAUGAUCAAAAUUUCUAACUUGGUUCAUCACAUUAUAAGAUAAAUAAAUUAAAUUAAUGAAAAUGUGACUUAAAUUAGGGGUAACCCUCAAAAAUAGAUUUAUCAUUUACUCACGGGAAUUUUCUUCAAGUGUUAAAGGUACAUUUUCACUAGGAAAAGAAAUCAAAUAUGCUUAUGCAAUAUAUAUUUGUCUGUUUUUCCUUAAUGUUAUAUGGUAUAUAUGAGCCUUCUUGUUUAGUUUCUUUUAUCUGCUAAGUUGUACCUUAAUUAGAGGACAAUAUAUGUUUCAUAAGGAAGAGUCUUUAUAAUUUUGUUUGUCAGAUAGUAUUUUGGAAUUUGUAUAAUGAGGAUGUUUAGAAGCCAUAUAAGUGGCUUUUUUUAACAGAUAGAAUUUGUAUUUUUAUUGUACUUUAAAAAGAUUUAUGUAAUAGGUAUAUAUUUAGUGGCCAUUUAUUAUCAAUGGUAACACAAUAGAGUACUGAGAUGGUAUUUGCACAUUUAAGAUCUGUUACUUUACCAAUUUUUAAUGGUAAUCAACUCUGCUACUGGCAUGAUGAAAUAGUACAUAAUUGGUCAUUAAUUAUGAACAUUUAUUUCUCCAGUGCGUUUUUAUGAAGAUCUGGUUGAAAAUUGUAUUUCUAUGUAAACUCAAUGAUAUGUUUGGUUUUCCUGAAAAUAAAUGAUUUUAAAUAAA